AUGUCACCUUUGCUCCUUCGCACCAGCAAGCUUCGUCUGUCUUCAUUUGGAAAAAGAAGGACAUGCCCUGGCGCCCAGACCCGCCCAGGAAGCCUAGAUCCGCCCAGGCCGCCUAGGCGCCGCCUAGAUCCCCCCAGGCCGCCUAAGCGCCGCCUACAUCCGCCCAGGCCUCCUAGGCCCCCCUUAACUCCCUGA
Molecule: messenger RNA, 195 nt
Organism: Prunus armeniaca (apricot)
Lineage: Eukaryota; Viridiplantae; Streptophyta; Magnoliopsida; Rosales; Rosaceae
Source: the annotation of a GenBank genome assembly